AUGACAACUCGCAGCCGUUCUGAUUCGGAAAAAUCCAAUUUGGAAAAGACAGUGGAAGAUCAUGGUGUUACUCUGUUGAAGGUUGAUGCGUUUAUGCAAAAGUCUGAGCAAACUUUUGCAAACAUGAAUGCCAAUGUUCAAGCGAUUUUGGCAAAAUUGAAUGGAGAAUCAAUCAGUAAAACAGUCAAUAAUACAGGGUUUAAUCUGAAUAAUGGCAAUAGAAAUGAAAGAUUACACAGAAUUGGAAAGAUUGAUUUCCCAAAGUUUGAUGGAAGUGAAGUUGAUGAUUGGGUUUAUAGAUGUGAACACUUCUUCAAUGUAGACGAGACUCCAGAGAAUUUCAAGACCAAACCGGUGCCAAUUUCACAAAUAACCUGGAAAGAGUAUUCAGAAGCCAUUGUUUCUCGAUUUUCAUCAGUUCUGUUUGAAGAUGCUAUGGAUACACUUACUUCUCUGUCACAGACAGGAUCCUUAGAAGACUUUUGUGGCCAAUUUGAUGCUUGUCUUCUUAAGGUGACAAUACCGGAAUCAUAUGUUGUUAGCAUCUUCUUAAAGGCGAUUAAACCGGAGAUUGGUGGACUAGUGAGAAUGUUCCAACCAAAAACUAUGAAGGAAGCGUUUUAUCUAGCAAAAAUUCAGAACACAACGAAUACAUUAGUGGCUAGCAGCAGGUAUAAUUCUAGUAGUCAUUCUAGUGCUAAUAAGAAUGCCCCACCUGCUACUAAGAAACUGCAGAACACUAAACAAAUAUCUAGUAAAGAAAUUGAAGCAAAGAGAGCUAGGGGAGAAUGCUUUUGGUGUCCACUUGGACACAAGUGUCCCAAUAAACAGAUAUUUGUUUUGGAGGUAAUUGGUAUAGAUGAGGAUAGUGAUAAGUUGGAAGUGGUAGAACAUAUUGAACCUCAUGAUUGGCCUGAUCCUCAUAUAUCGAUACAUGCAUUAACUGGAAUGCAAGCCUUUUCUACGAUGAAAGUUCUGGGUACAAUAGGUAAUAUACAACUUAGGAUAUUGAUUGAUUCGGGUUCAACCCAUAAUUUCUUGAGUGAAAGAUUGGCAAAGAAGUUGAAGUGUCAUUUUAAGUCAAUUGAUAAAAUGACAGUGGGGGUGGCUAAUGGAACUGAGAUUAAUUGUACAAACUAUUGUCCUAAUUUUCAGUGGUAUAUGCAAAAUUUAUGGUUCACAACUGAUGUUUUGUGGUUGUUAACCUUGGGGUCCAUUAUAUGGAAUUUUGUGGAUAUGACAAUGCAAUUCAGCAUUGGUAAUACUCAGUGUAAACUCAAAGGGGUUGACAGCAAUGAAAUGACUUUGUGUUCCGUAAGUUCUAUGAACAAUUUGUUGGGUCAAGAAAAGAAAGUUAUAGAGGCUUAUUUGUUCAGUAUGCAGCUGCAAUCAGCUGAGAGUGAGUUCCAACAUGGGACCAAGGUCUUAAAUGUGAUAGGAAGUAAAGAUUUGCAAGCAUUAUUAACUGAGUAUGAAAAUGUCUUUCAAGUUCCUUUUGCCUUGCCACCAAAAAGGGAGUUUGACCAUAGAAUUUUAUUGAAGGAUGAAGCUAAAGUGGUGAAUUUGAAGCCUUAUAGAUAUCAGUCCACUCAAAAGGAUGUUAUAGAACAGUUAACUAAGGAAUUGGUAGAGACUGGUGUGGUGAGGGACAGUUCUAGUCCAUUUGUUGCACCAGUGGUUUUGGUUAAAAAAAAAAAAGACGGGUCUUGGAGAUUCUGUAUUGACUACAGGAAGCUCAAUGAGGCGACUAUAAAGAAUAGCUAUCCAAUUCCACUAGUUGAGGAGCUGUUUGAGGAAUUGGGAAGAGCAGUGGUUUUUUCUAAAGUGGACAUAAGGGCAGGAUAUCAUCAGAUUCGGAUGCAUGAGGAUGACAUUCAAAAGACUGCAUUCCGAACUCAUGAAGGCUUGUUUGAGUUUGUAGUAAUGCCUUUUGGGCUUACAAAUGCCCCGGCCACAUUCCAAGCUUUGAUGAAUCAUUCUUUCAAGGAAUUUAUGAGAAAGUUUGUUCUAGUCUUUUUUGAUGACAUCUUGGUUUAUAGUGACUCACUGGAUUUACACUUAAUUCAUCUCAGACAAGUUUUGGAAAUUCUUAGAAGUCAACAAUUGUAUGCAAAAAAAUCUAAGUGUAUAUUUGGAGGUUCAUCAGUGGAAUAUUUGGGCCAUAUCAUAUCGAAUAAAGGGGUCUCAACUGAUCCUAAGAAGCUGGAAGCUAUAAGAGAGUGGCCUGUUCCGUCCAAUGUGAAACAGUUAAGAGGUUUUCUGGGCUUAACUGGAUACUACAGGAGAUUCAUAAAAUCAUACGGGUCACUUGCUAAACCUCUCACUGAUCUUUUAAAGAAAGAUUCGUUUGUGUGGAGUGAAAAUGCUGAGUUAGCUUUUAAUCGAUUGAAAGAAGUGUUGAGCAGUCCUCCUGUCUUAGCUUUACCUGAUUUUACAAAGCCCUUCAUUAUAGAGACGGAUGCUUCAGGGAAGGGAAUUGGGGCAGUUUUAAUGCAGCAAGGGCAUCCUAUUGCAUUUAUUAGUAAGACAUUAUCAACAUAA
Helianthus annuus (common sunflower) is the source of this 2541-nucleotide messenger RNA. RefSeq lists its product as uncharacterized. NCBI's taxonomy places the organism in Eukaryota, Viridiplantae, Streptophyta, Magnoliopsida, Asterales, Asteraceae. The record is from RefSeq and is a predicted model, not a curated record. The transcript has 4 exons. The coding region runs from base 1 to 2541 and encodes 846 amino acids.